Molecule: messenger RNA, 1707 nt
Organism: Hyaloscypha bicolor E
Lineage: Eukaryota; Fungi; Ascomycota; Leotiomycetes; Helotiales; Hyaloscyphaceae
Product: T-complex protein 1
Exons: 4
Coding region: 1-1707 (568 amino acids)
Biological process (GO): protein folding
Cellular component (GO): chaperonin-containing T-complex
Molecular function (GO): ATP hydrolysis activity; ATP binding; ATP-dependent protein folding chaperone
Source: RefSeq, a predicted model, not a curated record
AUGGGAUCCCUUUUCGAACAACCGAGAAAUGCUGGAACUCUGUUCCUCGGCGGCCAAAAAAUCAGCGGUUCAGACAUUAGAGAUCAGAAUGUUCUUGCGACUCAGGCUAUUGCAAAUGUCGUCAAGAGCUCCUUCGGUCCAAGCGGCUUGGACAAAAUGAUGGUGGACGACAUAGGAGAUGUCACGGUUACGAACGAUGGAGCAACUAUUCUCAGUCUACUCGAUGUCGAACACCCCGCAGGAAAGAUUUUGGUAGACUUGGCACAGCAACAAGACAAGGAGGUUGGUGAUGGAACGACGUCGGUGGUUAUUAUUGCAGCAGAGCUUCUCCGAAGAGCGAACGAGCUCAUGAAGAACCGAAUACACCCCACUACGAUUAUCACUGGCUACCGUUUAGCUCUCCGCGAAGCUGUCAAGUACAUGCACGAGAAUAUCAGCGUCAAGGUUGACCAUCUUGGCCGAGAAUCCCUGAUCAACAUCGCAAAAACCUCCAUGUCCAGCAAAAUCAUCGGAUCAGACUCGGAUUUCUUUGCAAAUAUGGUCGUGGAUGCUAUGCAGGCGGUGAAAUCGACGAACAACAGACAAGAAGUGAAGUAUCCGGUCAAGGCUGUCAACAUCCUUAAGGCACACGGAAAGGGAGCCCUCGAGUCAAUUCUGGUGAAGGGUUAUGCAUUAAAUUGCACUGUUGCUUCGCAGGCCAUGAAGACGAGGAUUACCGAUGCGAAGAUUGCUGUUCUCGACAUGAACCUGCAGAAGGAGAGAAUGAAGCUUGGUGUAAACAUCACCAUUGACGACCCACAGCAGCUGGAGCAAAUCAGACAACGAGAAGCCGGUAUUGUCAUGGAUCGCGUGGAGAUGAUUCUGAAGGCUGGUGCGAAUGUUGUCCUCACGACUAAGGGUAUUGAUGAUCUCUGCCUGAAGCUCUUCAUUGAGAAUGGAGCUAUGGCUGUGCGAAGAUGCAAAAAGGAGGAUCUUCGAAGAAUAGCCAAGGCGACUGGUGCCACUCUGGUCAGCUCGCUGUCAGAUCUCAAUGGCGACGAGAAGUUUGAAGCUUCCUCAUUGGGACAUGCUGAGGAAGUUGCUCAAGAGAGGAUUUCGGACGAUGAGUGUAUCUUGGUUAAAGGUACAAAAGUACAUACUUCAGCAUCCAUCAUUCUCCGAGGGCCUAACGAUUAUCAACUUGACGAGAUGGAGAGAUCAGUUCACGACUCACUCUGUGCUGUCAAGCGAACGCUGGAGAGUGGUAGCAUUGUUCCAGGCGGCGGUGCUGUUGAGACAGCUCUUCACAUCUACUUGGAAGAAUUCGCUGGCACUGUUGGGUCAAGAGAGCAGCUUGCUAUCGGCGAAUUUGCUCAAGCACUUCUCGUCAUCCCAAAGACCCUUGCCGUCAACGCAGCUAAAGAUUCUUCCGAACUCGUUGCCCAACUUCGUUCCAGACACGCUCUAUCCCAACGAAUCCAGGAAGGAGACGCCAAUGAAGACGAGAAGACCAUUGCGAAGAAGAAGAACUACAAGAACUAUGGUCUCGAUUUGACGAAAGGAAAGGUGGUGGAUGAGAUCAAGGCUGGCGUUUUGGAGCCAAGUAUGAGCAAGAUUAGACAGUUGAAGUCGGCUGUUGAGGCUUGUAUUUCGAUUAUGAGGAUAGAUACAUUGAUUAAGCUGGAUCCGGAGCAGAGAGGCGAACAAGAUGAUGGACAUGGACAUUGA